Salvelinus fontinalis (brook trout) is the source of this 5416-nucleotide messenger RNA. It is a transcript of the gene tube1, whose product is annotated as tubulin, epsilon 1. The transcript has 12 exons. Gene Ontology annotation, biological process: mitotic cell cycle; microtubule cytoskeleton organization. Bases 297 to 1724 code for a protein of 475 amino acids. Gene Ontology annotation, molecular function: structural constituent of cytoskeleton; GTP binding. Gene Ontology annotation, cellular component: cytoplasm; microtubule. Lineage: Eukaryota; Metazoa; Chordata; Actinopteri; Salmoniformes; Salmonidae. The record is from RefSeq and is a predicted model, not a curated record.
UGCUGAUUCAUCGCGUUCUUAUUCGAUUGCGUCAACAUUCAUCGCGAUUGCAUCUCGUCCAUACAGAUGCAAGCCGAUGUCAAACUGAAGGGGGGAAUAUGAUGAAAGAAACAAGUUGCAUUGGUCCACGGUCUAUGUUUCCAUGACAAAUAUACGGCAUCAACAUGCGACAAACGUGUGCGGCGGAUAUAAAACUGUCUUGUUACAUUCGUGUACAUUUGCCCUGAAAGUUGAUAUGAAGUUCUGUAAACGAUAAUGUUGCAAUAAGUCGUAGAAGACUGCUAUUAUUUCCAGUGAUGACACAAUCAGUUGUUGUACAAGUUGGGCAGUGUGGUAACCAGGUGGGCUGCAGGUUUUGGGAUCUUGCUUUGCGGGAACAUUCCCAUGUCAAUAAAAAAGGAAUCUACGAUGAGGCUCUGAGCAGCUUCUUUCGGAAUGUUGACUCAAGGAGAAGCGUCGGGGGAUCUUGUGACAUCACUGGUGGGAGGAUCCAAUCCCUGAAGGCCAGGGCGGUGCUGGUGGACAUGGAGGAGGGUGUGGUGAAUGAGAUUCUUCAGGGCCCGCUGAGAGAAUUAUUUGAUAGCACUCAGCUCAUCACUGACGUGUCCGGCUCAGGCAACAACUGGGCAGUGGGCCACUGGACGUAUGGCUCAGCCUACAGGGAACAGAUUGUGGACCAGCUGAGGAGGGCAGCAGAGCAUUGUGACUGCCUGCAGUGCUUCUUUCUCAUUCACUCCAUGGGUGGAGGGACUGGAUCAGGCCUGGGCACCUGUGUGUUGAAACUUCUGGAGGAGGAGUUCCCCGAGGUAUGUCGUAUCGUCACCUCAGUCUACCCCUCAGCAGAGGACGACGUCGUCACUUCCCCCUACAACAGUGUCUUGGCCAUGCGGGAGCUCACCGAGCAUGCCGACUGUGUCCUCCCUGUGGAGAAUCAGUCACUGGUAGACAUAGUGAACAAGAUCAAGCACAUGUCCCACAGUGGGAAGCCAGGUUCUGUGAUCAAGAAGGACAGUGCCAUCAUCUCAGGCCAGGGAGGGGUCAGUGGAGCCGAGAAGCCUUUUGAUGCCAUGAACAACAUUGUAGCCAACCUGCUCCUCAAUAUCACCAGUUCAGCUCGUUUUGAGGGAUCACUCAACAUGGACCUGAAUGAGAUAGCCAUGAACCUAGUGCCCUUCCCUCGACUGCACUACCUGGUGCCCAGCCUCACCCCUCUUUACACCCUGGCUGAUGUCAACAUCCCCACCAGAAGGCUUGAUCAGAUGUUCACUGAUGCCUUCAGUAAAGACCACCAGCUGAUCCGGGCUGACCCCAAACACAGCCUGUACCUGGCCUGUGCCCUCAUGGUCCGUGGCAACGUGCAAGUGUCGGACCUCCGCAGGAACAUAGAGAGACUGAAGCCCAUGCUGCCUUUUGUGUCAUGGAAUCAGGAGGGAUGGAAGACAGGCCUGUGUUCUGUGCCCCCUGUGGGUCACUCCCACUCACUACUAGCCCUGGCCAACAAUACCUGUGUCAAACUCACCUUCAUGGAGCUCCGAGACCGCUUCACCAAGCUCUACAGGAAGAAGGCUCACAUGCAUCACUACCUGCAUGUGGACGGGAUGGAGCAGGGCUGCUUCACGGAGGCUAUCUCCUCCCUCUCCUCUCUGAUAGAAGAGUACAGUCAGCUGGAUGCCACCAAGGACAGACUUAUGCCUGACGCUGCCAGGCUCAACAUCGCCACAUGAAGGUCCUCUGUCUGUGUGUUCGCACUAGCAGACUACACAUAGUGGAGCGUGUUUGUGUGGUGCGUGCAAAGCACUUUUGUGUUUUAUUAGCAGAAAAUAGUACUGUAAUUUGAUAACUUGGUUUAUUUAUUUUUAUAAGUUACAAAGGAUUUCUUACCUGUGUCUAAAUGAUAUUCCUUAUCCGUUAAAAAUAAAUUACAAUUAAUAACUGAGUUAUGAAUAUGUAUGCCUUGAAAAGGGUCAACAACACAGGGGAAAAUACAAAAAAAAUAAUAACAAUUAAUUUUAUUGAUUCUGAAUCUAAAUUUCUAGUGAAUCAGAGUGGACAUGAGAUUGUAUGAGGUAUUGUGGUGCAAACUUGGUUGAGAAUUAACUUGUAGGAAGAUGUAUUGUGAUUCAGCUGGUACAACAGUGUUUUAUGUUGAUAAGGGGUAUAAUCAGUGGAUCGCUACAAAGAUUCAUUAAGAUUGACCCAGAACAUGUUUGCUCUAUCUAUCUAUCCCUGUUGCCACUAAUGGCCUCACUCACAGCCUUUUUGUAUAAUGAGGUACUGUAAAAACCAUAGAAUUGAGGUCUAACCCCACAUUGUGAUCACUUACAUUACAUUUCCUUUCAUGUUAAUUGUCAAGCAAUAUACCCAGAACAAGUUGUUUCUCUCCAGUUUUCAUGAGUUGAGGUUCCACGUUUUAAACUUUCCAUACCAGCCCAUUGGCACAUCGCCAGAAAACACAGGCACUGUUUAGUAGCACUUCAUGGCCAGGCCGAACUCUGACCAGCUCAGCCCUGUACACACAAAUACCAUGACUCGGGCAGUACGGAGCCAGAGGCAGAUUAGGCCAGGCCUGUGUUAGUCUGUGGGCAUGGACAUGGCUCUGAGGUUGAUUAUAAAUGCUGGAGAAGGUGCUAGAGGAAGCGUAGCUCUGCGAACAUGUCCCCAGGGUCAUUACACUUCCUCUGGCAAACGCAGGACGUUAUCCACUGCAUUUUCCAGCGCACGUUGGAGCCGCCCUUGCACUUGAAGUUGACGGUCACCAUUUUGGAUUUGUUGGGGACGCAACAGCGCUUGUCAGUGCAGAUGCCACAGUAAGUGGGUUUGAAACUCUUGGUGCUAGUGCACCCAGACAGGGUCAGCUUCUCUGCUUUCUUAGCCUGGAACUUGGGCUUACAUGUCUUUCCUCUCAGCAUCUAGAGGGAAAAGGGACAUAGUUAAAUCUUCUCUUGUCAUAUGAUAGAUUGAUAGAAACCCUAUCAUACUUCUUCUGCUCUCCUUUUGUGAACAUACAGUGCCUUCAGAAAGAAUUGACACUCCUCGACUUUUUCCACAUUUUGUUGUGCUACAAAGUGAAAUUAAAAUUGAUUUGUUAAAGAUCUACACAAAAUACAAUAUCAAAAUUGAUAUAAACUCAUUGUAAAGGGUUUAAACACUGUUUUCCAUGCUUGUUCAAUGAGCCAUAAACAAUUAAUGAACAUGCACCUGUGGAACGGUCGUUAAGACACUAACAGCUUACAGACGGUAGGCAAUUACGGUCACAGUUAUGAAAACUUAGGACACUAAAGAGGCCUUGUUACUGACUCUGGAAAAACACCUAAAGAAAGAUUCCCAGGGUCCCUGCUCAUCUGUGUGAACGUGCCUUAGGCAUGCUGCAAGGAGGCAUGGGGACUGCAGAUGUGGCCAGGGCAAUAAGUUGCCAUGUCCGUACUGUGAGAUGCCUAAGACAGCGCUACAGGACGGACAGCUGAUUGCCCUCGCAGUGGCAGACCACGUGUAACAACACCUGCACAGGAUCGGUACAUCCGAACAUCACACCUGCGGACAGGUACAGGAUGGCAACAAUUGCCCGAGUUACACCACGAAUGCACAAUCCCUCCAUCAGUGCUCAGACUGUCCGCAAUAGGCUGAGAGAGGCUGGACUGAGGGCUUGUAGGCCUGUUGGAAGGCAGGUCCUCACCAGACAUCAUCGGCAACAACGUCGCCUAUGGGCACAAACCCACCGUUGCUGGACCAGACAUGACUGGCAAAAAGUGCUCUUCACUGACGAGUCUGGGUUUUGUCUCACCAGAGGUGAUGGUCGGAUUUGCGUUAUCGUCGAAGGAAUGAGCAUUACACAGGCCUGUGCUCUGGAGCGAGAUCGAUUUGGAGGUGGAGGGUCCGUCAUGGUCUGGGGCGGUGUGUCACAGCAUCAUCGGACUGAGCUUGUUGUCAUUGCAGGCAAUCUCAACGCUGUGCGUUACAAGGAAGACAUCAUCCUCAUGUUAUACCCUUCCUGCAGGCUCAUCCUGACAUGACCCUCCAGCAUGAUUUCCUGCAAGACAGGAAUGUCAGUGUUCUGCCAUGGCCAGUGAAGAUCCCGGAUCUCAAUCCCAUUGAGCACGUCUGGGACCUGUUGGAUCGAAGGGUGUCGGCUAGGGCCAUUCCCCCCAGAAAUGUCCGGGAACUUGCAGGUGCCUUGGUGGAAGAGUGGGGUAACAUCUCACAGCAAGAACUGGCAAAUCUGGUGCAGUCCAUGAGGAGGAGAUGCACUGCAGUACCUAAUGCAGCUGGUGGCCACACCUGAUACUGACUGUUACUUUUGAUUUUGACCCCCCUUUGUUCAGGGACACAUUCCAUUUCUGUUAAUCACAUGUCUGUGGAGCUUGUUCAGUUUGUCUCAGUUGUUGAACCUUGUUAUGUUCAUACAAAUAUUUACACAUGUUAAGUUUGCUGAAAAUAAAUGCAGUUGACAGUGAGAGGACAUUUCUUUUUUUUGCUGAGUUUAUAUACAGUACCAGUCAAAUGUUUGGACACAAAUUAACUUUUAACAAGGCACACCUGUUAAUUGAAAUGCAUUCCAAGUGAUUACCUCAUGAAGCUGGUUGAGAGAAUGCCAAGAGUGUGCAAAGCUGUCAUCAAGACAAAGGGUGGCUACUUUGAGGAAUUUCAAAUGUAAAAUAUAUUUUGAUUUGUGGAACAUGAUUCCAUAUGUUAUUUCAUAGUUGAUGUCUUUACUAUUAUUCUACAAUGUAGAAUAGUACAAAUAAAGAAAAACCCUUGAAUGAGUAGGUGUGUUUAAACUUUUGACUGGUAAUAAAUAUAUAUAUCUUGAUUAGAUAAGUAUUCAACCCCCUGAGUCAAUACAUGUUAGAAUCACCUUUGGCAGUGAUUACAGCUGUGAGGCUCUAAAAGAUGUACACACCUGGAUUGUACAAUAUUUGCACAUGAUUUUUUUUAAUUUCUUCAAGCUCUGUCAAGGUGGUUGUUGAUCAUUGCUAGACAGCCAUUUAAGUCUUGCCGUAGAUUUUCAAGAAAAUUUAAGUCAAACUGUAUCAUGUCAUCUUGAUAAGCAACUCCAGUGUACACCCCCCACCCCCAACUCCAGUGUACAUCGUCUUUGCCGAUGACAAACGUACCCAUAACAACAGCCACCACCAUUCUAGAAAAUAUGAAGAGUGGUACUUGGUGAUGGUGAUGUGUUGUAUUGGACUUGCCCCAAACAUAAUGGUUUGUAUUAAGGACAUAAAGUUAGUUUCUUUGCCACAUUUUUUUCUGUAUUUCAUGCCGUAUUACAAACAGGAUGAACGUUUUGGAAUGUUUUUUUAUUCUGUACAGGCUUCUUUCUUUUCCCUCUGUCAUUUAGAGAGUAGCUACAAUGUUGUUGAUCCAUCCUCAGUUUUCUCCUAUCACAGCCAUUAAACUCUAACUGUUUUAAAGUCAC